Mizuhopecten yessoensis (Yesso scallop) is the source of this 5178-nucleotide messenger RNA. RefSeq lists its product as uncharacterized. Gene Ontology annotation, biological process: signal transduction. Gene Ontology annotation, molecular function: protein binding. The record is from RefSeq and is a predicted model, not a curated record. The transcript has 14 exons. Lineage: Eukaryota; Metazoa; Mollusca; Bivalvia; Pectinida; Pectinidae. The coding region runs from base 129 to 3653 and encodes 1174 amino acids.
UCUUGCAUUCCUCUAUCCCAAGACGUCCUUGUACACCAAAGCUGGUUACUCCAGGUGAAAUAGUACAGAAGUACAGAGUGCAAAUCUAUAAUCCCCCCGGGAACCAGUGGGGGACUAAAAAGUUAGUCAUGCCUGUCACAAAUAUACAGAGAUAUGACUGGAUUAACUAUGAGAAGGAGCGGUACCCAGUCAUCUGGUCAGCCUACAACGGAGACCUCGAUGGACUUAGACAACAUCUGAAACAGGUAAAGGACGUUACAGAGGUAAAGGACACCACAUCUGAUACGUCAAUCCUGGGUUGGGCAGUGGUCGGAGACCAAGUGACCAUCAUCAAAUAUCUGAUUAACCGAUACCCACAGCUGUUAACGUUAACCAACAAGUAUGGUGCCAGUCCACUCUUCUUGUGCUCUGUAUCAGGCAACGUGGACAUGUUCAAACUGUUUGUAAAGGAAGGGUUGUCUCCAUACAGGAGAAUUGUUCACCUAGACACUGUCCUCAUGUUAACAGCAGCCAGAGGACACCUUAACCUCACACGCUAUAUCGUUGAAACAUACCCUGAUAUGGUGAGGAAAAUAUCAAAUACUAAUAUGGACGUAUUUCUGUAUUCUUGCUACUCUGGAAGUGUUGACAUAUUUGACUACAUGUUACAACAAAAGCUUGACCCCACAGUGCUGGACAUUGACGACAUCAACUGUCUCAUGAUUGCGGCAUGGUGUGGUCACGAAAUACUUCUGAGGUACAUUCUGGAAAACGCAAGGCGAUUUAACAUCAACAUCCACGCAACUGACGUCGACGGUCACUCUCCAGUUUUUUAUUCUAUGAUGGGAAAUCAUCCAGAUAUUACUGACAUACUGAAGAGAUAUGGCAUGAAGCCACCGAAUGCUUUUAGAAUUCUGAUAUCUGUACCUAAGCGUCUGUUCCGUAAAUGGCGAAGAGAGUCGGGAAAAGAAGUGGGACCACAGAAGGUGUUCGAUGAUUAUCUAAGGCUUUUCUCCGGACCUAAAGAAAAGUACAGACACAUCCGAGUAGUGUUUGUUGGACCAGAGAAUGUAGGUAAAACCACGCUCUGUCUUCGACUCCAGGGCAGACAUGUAGACAUCAGACUUCGGCGCCCCACCCUGGGGGCCGAGCUCUUCCUACAGCUGUAUGAGAUAGGCUGGGACAGCAAGAGAUGGACACACCUUGAUACGGACAGACCGGAAGUAGUUAUCCACAAACGAUUAGGAGAAAUACUCAGAAAUACAUCUGUAGUCGAGGACAACACCGGAAACAACGAUGCAGAAACCCAAGCACUACCUUCCACUGCUGAUACGGGCCCCAUUACAGCUGAGUCUAAACACGAAAUUAAAGAGCUGCCCUCCACCGCUGAUACAAGCUCCAUCACAUAUAGAUCGGAAAAAGAGAAACAACCAAAACCUGCUCCAUUUGUUCCAAGACGAACGGGUUUAAUGAUAGUAGUGAUAGCUAUUAUAGCCGUUUUGAUGUCCAUGUUUAAUGUUACAACCGGUUCAAGUGUCUUACCUACAAUCAGCACAUUGUGGUUGUCAUUGGUGCAGAUUUUCAACAGGCUACAAGAAUGCAUUUGGCAGCAUCAAGUUGUGAAUGAUAGUGUUAGCAAUUACGUCAUGCUGCCAUUUGUCGUUCUGUGUGCGAUCCUCCUAGCUGUCGGUGUCCGACGAAUUACAGAACGUAUAUUUAAAGGUAAUCAGCAGAGACACAAUAUUAACCGGGAAAUGGCCGAGAUCACACGUGAAGACGAAUCUGAUGAGGUUUACCAUCAGUCACGCCAACAAGAUGAGGGCGUUGCCUUCCUGUCUAUGUGGGACAUGGGCGGGGACCUGGGCUUUCAGGCUACCAACUCUUUGUUCGUCAGCGCCCACGGAGUCUACAUCGUCACGUUCAGGGCCAUAGACUACUUCACUGACGACAUACAGAUGGUACGACUGAAAAACUGGGUCCGUAACAUCGGAGCCUACUCUUCCCGCGUGUACAAUCCGAGUAAACAGUACCCACAUCAUCCACCGAUCAUCUUGGUUGGCACACACAUGGACCAGGUCAACAGCAAGUUUAAGAAUGAAAGUCCUGAGGAGAACAAAACAAAGCUGGAGGACAUGUGGAAAGACAUAUGUAGCAUCACUGAACUUACAAAUGUAAAGAAAGCAGAAGGGUUUGUGUUUCUUAGAUUCUGCACGGUUAACAACUCCAUUGACGAUGACCCAGCAUUCGAGAAGAUCAGGAAACAUAUCCUGGAAGCAGCGGCCUACCAGGAUCAGUGGGAACGUGAACUGCCAGCGACGUGGCUCGCCCUGGAGAGGGAGAUUCUGAUAAAACGGAAAUGGAAACACGUUUUGACAUUUCAAGAGAUCCAAGACAUGGAUGUACAGUGUGAAUCUUCUAUUGGUGAAGAGGAAGAAAUCAAGAUGUUUCUUGAGUACCUUCACUCAACAAGAUCUGUACUGUAUUUUCGAAAGUAUGGAAAAGUGAUAAUCAACCCACAGUGGGUCAUGAACGCUUUCCGGGAAAUCCUCACGGACAAAAAGUUCCCCCCUACCGACGACGUCCUCCUCGGAGCUGACUACUUCAAAUACACAGAAAACGCCAUCCUGACAGUGAAUCUAGCAAAGAAGCUGUGGCAGUCCAAAGAAGAUAAUUCGUACAUUCAGCAUGUCGACAUUUUAUUCACCUUCCUUGAAGAGUUCGGUCUCCUGCUAAAGGCGUGUCUUGGUCAGGAUAAGGAGGGGAAACCACUGUACGAUGACGACUACACCGUACCGAGCAAACUCGAAAAGGCACCACAAGACAUGAAUCCAAUCUCAAAUCUUCUCGAAGGAAAAGUUCGUUCACGAACACUGUGCUUCGUAUUUGAGGAUGUCUUUACUCCCCAGGAAUUGUUCGACCGGAUAUACGCCGGAAUCAUUAAGACGUUCAGACCAGCGGAGGAAACGUCUGGAAAUCUGCGCAUCUAUAAAGGUCUUGGCUGCUUUAAGAUAGACGAUCUCUGUAACAUGGUCGUUCGGAUGCAUUGGGAACAGUCUGUGAUAGCGGUCACGCUGUUUACGACUUCAGAACCAAAGAUUCCUGAUGACACCGGGACAAAGGUAAGACAGAAACUGGAGACAAUCAUACGACACACUCUAAAAGUUAGCCGCCAGGAACACAUGGAGUACAGAUACAAGCUUCACUGUAGGUUCUAUCUGAAACCUUCUGACAAUCUGCGAGAGGAAGACGGGAUAGUUAGGACAACACAAGGACUGCCCUGUCAGGGAGAAGGCUGUUCAGGGAAACACUACCUCACAAAACAAGACUGGCACAAAUGGUUUCCAGUUCCCUCUGAGACAAAGAAUAUAGAGAGUUGUAUCACAACUAGAUCAUAUGCUAACGAGUUGCUGACUGACAAGGGUCUACAGGAGAGUGCAAAACAGCUUGGAGCAAAUUGGGAAUGUGUUAUGACUCAAUUAAGAGUUAGCAGUAGUCAACUUGAAAGGAUAAAAUUAGGUAAUCAGCAUUGUGUCCUCACCCAGAUAAAGAAAGCGUUGAUCCACUGGCGAGACACCUACCCCGCACACAAGUCGGAGACGGAAAUGUUGGGAGAUUUAUCGGAGGCUUUCCAAAAAUAUGACGUCUGCCGUGAAGUCAUAGAUCACAAGCUGUAGCUACUAACGAGGUCAGACUUCCAGAUCUAGUAGUUAUGAAAAGCUAUUGUGACAUUCAGCAUAUAGCUGUCUAGGUCAAUGUUUAUAAGCUCUUGUAGAAUAUUUCGCCAGAUUACUUAACGCAGAUGGGGGACAUUAUGUCGAUCAUUUUUUGCUGACCUGUGUUUGUGACUUUAUAAACCAAAUUAUACGAGAUAACUUUGCCCGCUCCUCUUUUGUCCUAUUGAGAUAUAUCGGUAAUGAUUUGCUGUUCAGUAACAUAAAGUUGGAAGUCUACUUGAAUCUCGUUUAGUCCUCUGUGCGAGCCUCUUCUCUAGUUUUGACACCAAUGAUUAUCUUUCUUCCUAAAACACGUGUCAACUAUGAUUUUGCAAUCGUUUACUGUCCUUUCAUAUAUACAUGUAGAAGCAUAACAUUUUGACAUUAUGGCGUUCACAAGUCACAGCUUCAUCCAGGUCAGAUCGGUAACGUCCUAGUGAUCACACUCGAUGUUGUUUAAAACUGAGCAAAUCCCCAGGGUCAUUUCGGUGGAAUAAAUUGUUUGCCAGUAAGGCAGUAUUUCCCACAUUAUCCUUGGCAGCUGCAGUGUUUUCCCCUUCAAAUGUGUACAAGAUGGUCCAGAUAAAAGAUUGUUUAGAUCAUUACAUUACCACUGGUUGUUACGUGUGAGGUGCAUCCAUCCAGCCACUGAGCACACUCCAUCGUGUUUACCUAAUAAGCGAGACCCCAGGGUGAUACUACAUCGAUAGAUUUCCCCCUCAAAAGAGCACCAGGCUACUCAUUUGCAUCUUAAAGAGAAUCUGGUGAAAGAUAUGUCAGGUGAAGAUUUAAGAUACGCAAGUGAAGACGCAAGUAUAGUUUUAAGAAAGUUUUAUAUGUUCGUCCUAAAACAAAGGACUAUAUAUACAUUUACCUGCCAUAACUCAUUUAGUGUAUAUUACAACAUUCUUUUGUUGCAGACAAGAGGAUUAGGAAGAUUCAAAACCGCCGAAGAAAAUAAAAACUCAAGUACAGCGCCAGCUUAUAUCUAUGUAAUCAUGUAUAUGAAUUGGACAAACGUUUUACUAAUUUGAACAUGACAAGACUAUAUCAUGUACGGCAUUGUAACGAUCCGUUAGUGAUUAGUCAAAGACAAUAUGGAUAGGUUUAGUGCCAUGUGUACUUCGAUAAAAGUCAACUGGUACAAAUCUGUAAGGACAUAUCAGUGUUCACCUGAUAUGUCAGAGUGUACAUAAAGGAUAUUUAAUGAUGUCGCAGCACUCGUGAAAAAUAUCAAAAUAUAAGCCACACUCGUGAAAUAUAUUUGUUAUUACGGAAGACACCAUUAAAUUUUCUAUUUAUUCCAUUUUUAAAGCAUAACACUUGAAAAAUGUAAUGCAUUAAAAAAGGGCGGGAAUCGGAAGGGUAAUGAUUAGCGCAACAUUAAAAUGACGUCACGGUUGACAACAAGACUGCGCGCCAUUUUGAAUGGGAUACCUAACGUAAUUCCGGCGUUUUCUGCUAUUUUCUCGUAUGCUUGCUUAUA